Molecule: messenger RNA, 1827 nt
Organism: Drosophila pseudoobscura
Lineage: Eukaryota; Metazoa; Arthropoda; Insecta; Diptera; Drosophilidae
Gene: Sou
Product: required for meiotic nuclear division 5 protein souji
Exons: 1
Coding region: 243-1556 (437 amino acids)
Biological process (GO): proteasome-mediated ubiquitin-dependent protein catabolic process
Cellular component (GO): cytoplasm; GID complex; nucleus
Molecular function (GO): protein binding; ubiquitin protein ligase activity
Source: RefSeq, a predicted model, not a curated record
CAGUCAGAUAUCGAAAAGUCCACGGUCACACUGGUCGCAAUGUUUGUGUGUGUUAUAAUUUAUAAAAUUAAGAAUUUUUAAAUAAUACGCAUAUUCCGCUAAACGGUGAAAUCUAGCAUAGACCUUGGAAAAAACCUCAGAGAUCGAGAAUUGAGUUCGUUUUGGUCUGAAGUCUAAAGGAAAAGCGCGCCUGGCGUGGCUAGUUUUUUUUUUAUUUUGUCACAAAGAAAGUGGAGCAAACAAUGGAUAGCGAAUCGUGGGCCUGUUCAUCGGUGGAAAAGGAUCUCGACCGAGUUGUUACUAAACUAGAGCAGCUACGCGACAAUGCCUCGGCCGAUGUAGGGGAUAUUGCGAUGCUGAUGUCGGACUUGGUCAAUGCCCUUGGCAAUGCCGAGCAAAUGGUAACGACUCUUAACUCGAGCACUCAGGUGAAUGCAAAUGCUCCCAGCGUAGACGACCCAAUGGGCGAUGGUGUGAGCAUGCAGGUGGAGACGGAACCAACUGCGCCGCAGCGUCCCACUGAUCGCCACAUGGAGGUGAUCAGAGGGGCCAUUUUAAAAUGUAAUGAAAGGGUGCAGAAGCUGUCCACAGAGCAUCGUGACUUGCACGGCUCGAUUUCAAAGAUCGGGAAGGCUAUUGAUCGUAAUUUUAGCGCCGACUUUACAUCCACCAUGCGUGUCGAUGUCCUGCAGGACGAGGAGAACCUGAUGCUGCUAAACAAGGCCAUUGCCAAGCACUAUUGCCGCCAGGGCAUGGACACAGUGGCCCGCACUUUGAUCAAAGAAUGCAAAAUGACAGAGGAUCAAGCCCAGGAUGUGUUCGACUCGGAGCGGGAGUUCGCCGAUAUCUAUAGUAUUUGGAUGAAGAUACAGAAGCGGGAGCUGACCGAAGCCCUCAAGUGGACCAAGCGCUACUCACCACAGCUCAUGGAGCGGCACUCUCUCAUUGAGUUUCGGCUGCACCGCAUGCGCUUUAUGCAGCUUGUCUCGUAUGGCGUGGAGUCGCAGAACGAGGCCGUUGUCUAUGCCCGGACGAAUUUCAAGAAGUUUGCCUUGCGCUAUGAGCACGAGAUAGCCAAUCUGAUGGCCAGCUUUAUAUAUCUGCCUGCCGGGCUGGAGAACUCUCCUUACAAGCAUUUCCUGGGCCAGGAAAUGUGGACUGAACUAUCGUUUAUAUUUCUUAAGGAUGCCUGCCAGCUGCUGGGCAUUAGUAAGAACUCUGCCUUGUCUGUUGUUGUGAAUGCUGGAUGCACUGCCCUUCCCGCUCUAUUGAACAUCAAGCAGGUGAUGCAAUCGCGCCAGGUCCUGGGAAUGUGGAAUGGCUGCGACGAGCUGCCCAUCGAAAUCGAUCUCCAGCCAGAAUUCCGCUUCCAUUCAAUCUUCGCCUGUCCCAUCUUGCGUCAGCAGACCUCCGAGGACAAUCCGCCAAAGAAGUUGACCUGUGGUCAUGUCAUCUCCAACGAUGCCCUUCACAAGCUCAGCAACGGCCACAUACUCAAAUGCCCAUAUUGCCCCGUAGAGCAGAAUGCCGAAGAGGCUGUUCGUAUUUACUUUUAAGCCUAUUAAUUCUAUUCUGAAUUAACCCUAAGAUUAUAACCAUUUUGCGCUAGCGCUCGGCUCAGGCAGUUCGAGGACACGGGUUGGCCAGCUUUCCUUAACAAUCACAACAGUUUUAAAUAUUUAGUUUGCUUAGAUUGAAGUUUUUAGAAAAAUUCGCAGGACGGAAUCGAACUACUUGGGCCAUAAUAUAGUGUGAGAAUGCGACAUAUUAACAGGAGAGCCUAUGCAAACCAUUUAGAUUUACAAUAUAUCAUGUAUUUUAAACCAA